GUUUACUAUUCAUAAACUACAGAGAAUACAAAGAAUCACAAAAAACCCCGUGCUUCCCAACCAACAAGAAAUUUCAAAGCAUCGGAAAGCAUCUCAUGUCGGACAACCCGCCAAAGAUCCCAAAGACCAUGCGAGCAUGGCAGUUCUCCUCGACACGUGGAGGGCUCGAAAAGAAUUUAAAACUGAAUGAUGCUGUCCCCGUACCUAACCAUGGAGGACAAAAAGUUCUCGUCAGAGUGCUAGCCGCCGGUAUCAACCCUGCGGACUACAAGGUUGCGGAGAUGCCCAUCGUUGGCCGUUUCAUAUUCCCCAAGAAUUCGACUCCAGGCAUGGAUUUUGCAGGUGUUGUGGCCGACCCCGGUGAUAGCAGCAGUGCUUUCAAGGAAGGUCAAAGAGUGUUUGGCCGUAUGCACGGAAUCAACGAAGGAGGAUCCCUGGCCGAGUAUGUGGCUGUGGACCGAACUGGAGUGGCGUUGAUUCCUGACGGUGUCAAGGCCGAACAGGCAGCUGGCGUGGGUACUGCCGGGCUGACUGCGUAUCAGACCAUUGUGCCAAAUGUCAAGCCUGGGACAGGGGCUCGUAUCUUCAUCAACGGUGGUAGUGGCGGAACCGGUGUCUGGUCUAUCCAGAUCGCAAAGGUCCUUGGCUGCCAUGUCGUCACGACCUGUUCUGGAGCCAAUGCACAAUUCUGCAAGAAUUUGGGUGCUGAUGAAGUCAUUGAUUACCGCACCACCGAUGUCGUCAAAUCUUUGAAAGCCAUGGCCGAUGAGUCUAAACAAGGCCACCAGUUUGACCUCGUUGUCGACAACGUUGGAACCCAGGGUCAGCUGUAUUGGCAGUCACAUCACUACCUGUCAAAGAUAGGUCGGUAUAUACAAAUUGGUGCCGAACCAUCAGUUUCUGCAACCUGGGGUCUCAUCAUGAAGUUGGUCUGGCCCAAGUUCUUGGGUGGAGGCAAACGAAAGUUCCAGUUCCUUUCCGUCACCACCCAGGCGGACCGACUCACCGAGAUGGGCAAUUGGUUGCAACAAGGCAAAGUCCAAACCCCGAUCCACAACAACGAAGUCGUGCCCUUUGAGGACGCGGUCAAAGCCUUUACCACUCUCAAGAGUCACAGGACUACUGGAAAGAUUGUCAUUCAAGUGAGCGAGGAAUCAUAAGUUGCAUUUCUGGGAGUCGUGGAUAUUAGCGAACAAGUUUCAAUUCGGUCAAAAGGUCUCAGAUGAUGUCGAGGCAUUUUCUAACCAUGCUUUUUGGGGUUUUAAGCUUGGGAGUGCAUCACCUGGCAUGGUGAAGAGCGUUUGCAUUGUUGCCGCUGUCUGAAAGUGUACAUUCCCACCAACAGUGAUCGUGUGCAAUCUAUGUGACCUGUCCCUUGAUUUUCAUGGGUGUUAAGAGUCAAGAGGUGCUGCAAUGAGGCUCUUGGGGUUUAUAACUCGCUAGAGUGCUUCUAAUUAGUCAAAUAUUCAUACUUGGGCGAGUUAGCAUAGGGACGAGGGGAACUCGCUGGUCACAUCUUAUGUGGGCUUAACUUCUUUCAUUUGUCGCUAGACAUUAAGCUGUGAUAAAGAACACGCUCGAGGCUUUCGAGUCUUUGGAGAAUGGACAGAAACAUCGAGAGUUCAAUCAGGUAUUUAGCUCUUGUCGGGGGAUAGAGACAUGUUAAGAAAAUACUACAACCC
Molecule: messenger RNA, 1682 nt
Organism: Exophiala mesophila
Lineage: Eukaryota; Fungi; Ascomycota; Eurotiomycetes; Chaetothyriales; Herpotrichiellaceae
Exons: 1
Coding region: 96-1160 (354 amino acids)
Molecular function (GO): oxidoreductase activity
Source: RefSeq, a predicted model, not a curated record